Messenger RNA from Fomitopsis serialis, 3951 nucleotides. RefSeq lists its product as uncharacterized. Gene Ontology annotation, molecular function: U2 snRNA binding; U1 snRNA binding; U5 snRNA binding. NCBI's taxonomy places the organism in Eukaryota, Fungi, Basidiomycota, Agaricomycetes, Polyporales, Fomitopsidaceae. Gene Ontology annotation, biological process: mRNA splicing, via spliceosome; spliceosomal tri-snRNP complex assembly. The transcript has 17 exons. Gene Ontology annotation, cellular component: catalytic step 2 spliceosome; U5 snRNP. The record is from RefSeq and is a predicted model, not a curated record. The coding region runs from base 1 to 3951 and encodes 1316 amino acids.
AUGCCUUCUGGUCCGAAUGUUGGCAUAUUGAUGCGUUGCGCGCAGCCGAACUUGAACUAUCUCCACCUUGACUACAACAUGUCCUUGAAGCCGGUGACGACGCUCACGACCAAGGAGCAUAAGAAGUCGCGAUCCGGCAAUGCCUUCCAUCUCUGCCGUGAAAUCUGUCGUCUCACGAAGUUAUUGGUCAACGCGCACAUCAAAUUCCGUCUCGGCAACGUCGAUGCAUCCCAGCUCGUGGAUGCGUUGCAGUACAUCUUCGCGCACAUUGGUGCCCUUACGGGAAUGUACCGUUACAAGUACAAGCACAACACCAAGCUCCUGGUGCUCGCGCUGGAGAAGCUCAAGGAGGCGUAUUCGGUCAAGGGCCGCUUGAACCAGUCGCAGCACCAGGAGCUGGCGCUCAUCGACACUCUCGUCAGCGUGUUCUCUAAGGACAACCCGCAGGUUCUGCUCUCACUGGGGACGAAAGUGGAGGUGACUAGCGCUGACUGUGGCUGUUCACGCACUGACAUACAGACCUGCUGUGGUGUAGACCAUGAUCAGCAUAAGAAGACGUUCUAUUUCGUCGAGCCCCAUCUCACGGUCACAAACCCGAUGUACACGCCUCCGUUGACCACGGACCACCUCAUGGGCAUCACGUUUAGAUCGGCAUCUCGAGCUGCGACACGCUCCGUCGCCCAGUGGCUGUUCCUCUCUGUCGACACCGGUUCCAUCACCGUCAAGGCGCACAUCGUCACCAUCGAUGAGUGCGAGCCUGCGCAGCCUCGACAAUUUGACGCUAUUGCGGCCGUGCUCACGCCCACGAUGCUCCAUGGACUGAAGGGCACACGGAUCAAGCUCGCUGCGAGCGUCUCCAGCCAAUACGAACUUGAGAGUCAUACUGGCUGCUACAUAUGGCGACACGACGAAUGCGCAGCGCUGCACACCCGACGUGCCCCACCGUUCUACAUCCAGCCAUCGCACAAUCAGCACGCCGAGCCCAAGGUUCGACGUACAGACUACCGACCAGCACCAAACAUCGACGAGUGCAGGUACAUUCUUGACGGAUGUACCCACUCCGACACCUACUUGCCCGCAUCCGCGCCCACGCCAGCAAGUGUAAUGCUGAACGUAGAGUCCGUCGUACACGUUGCUGGCCAGGAAGACAACCUGUUUGCACUGCAGGAUGACCUAAUGGUCGUGCCUUCCGAGCUGCAAGGCCGCACACCGGCAGUAGGGGACGACCGUCUUGCUGUGUGCACCAUACGCGCAGGAACCGAUCACCCGAUCACCGUCGAGCAGACUCGAGCUGACGGGCGGCAGGUCAUCUCACAGCCCUACAUUGACAUGGCUGUCGCGAUGAUGUGCACGUUCGGUGUGGGUAUCAUCGGCGAGAAGCAUGCAGCGGAGUUACAUAUGCAGCUCGAAAGCUAUCGCGGAAAAGCCGUAUUUCGAGCCGACUUAAGUCGAUUAAGCGCCGAAGCCGCGGCAACACUAGACGCAAGAGUGGAAGUAGUAGAUGAGAAAGCCGGAAAGGUCAUAGGCGAUGGACAGACCGUUCAAGAGGCGUGGCGCCACCAUCUUGCAAAGAGGAAAAAGAAGGACUCGGAGAGGCAAGGAGACACAGAUGAAAACGAGUCUCCUAGAUUGCUGUGGGAGCCGUUCGAAUCCGAAACGGACUGGGAGAUAGUGUCCUGGUGCGUCAAAGAGGGUAUUAGUCAGGGUGCUGUAGACCGUUUCCUUAAAAUACCUUCGGUGAAGGAGAAACUCGGGUUGUCUUACCAUAACACGAGAGCUCUCCUUCAAAAGGUUGACUCCCUACCGGAGCGAGCGCGGUGGAAGGAACGAUGGUUAUCGUUCAAGGAUCGGCCAGGCGAACGGCACCUCUUGCAGUUCCGCGACAUAAUCGAAGCCAUCAAGGCUCUACUUGGAAAUCCCGCUCACGCCGACCAUAUCGUUUACCGGCCGAGCUGGAUGUUCUCUGACACGUCGAAGAAGAACCGUAUUUAUUCAGAGAUGUGGACGGGGAAGUGGUGGCACGCGGUACAGAGUCUCCUCCCGACUGGCGCAGCGUUGGCACCGGUCAUCAUCUCGACGGAUAAAACUCAACUCACGCAGUUCUCAGGCAAUAAAUCGGCUUACCCUGUCUAUCUGACUCUCGGCAACAUUCCGAAGGCCCUGCGACACAAAGUGGACUCAACUGGGCUCACCGAGCGCAAGCACCGCGCUCUGGUGCAGCAGCUCUUCCACUCGUCUGUCAAGAUGAUACUCAAGCCUUUGAUCGAGGCGGGGAAGAAAAGAAUCGACGUUACAGGAGGUGACGGAAAGGUUCGCCGCGUACACCCAGUUCUUGCGUCGUACGUCGCAGACUACCCCGAACAGUGCUUGGUCACUUGCACCAAGUACGGGACGUGUAGCCUGUGGACGCUGGAUGUGUUACGCAAGGCGCAGGCGAAAGGGACGAAGGGCUCGACGCCGUUCUUCAAUGCGUGCAAGGAGUUUAACGUCUCUGGCUACGUCGUCGAGCCCUUCUGGAAAGACCUACCGUUCACCGACAUACACAUGUGCAUCACGCCCGAUGUCCUCCACCAGCUCUACCAGGGAGUCUUCAAGCAUGUCGUCGAAUGGUGCGGCGAGGUCAUGGACGAGAAGGAACUCGACGCACGCAUUCGAUGUCUUCCGCCCGCGUACGGAACCCGGCACUUCAAGAACGGAAUUUCCGCACUUUCACAGGUGUCCGGGAGCGAGCGCAAAGACAUGGCUCGUAUCCUUUUGGGGUGUCUUGUAGGUCGUGUCCCUAGCGCCAUCAUCCACACCUUCCACGUGCUCCUUGAUUUCAUUUAUCUCGCGCAGUAUCCAACUCACGACGAGACGACCCUGUCGUACAUGGACAACAUAUUGAAGACUUACCACAAGCACAAAUCGAUCUUGAAGACCCUCGGCAUCCGUGAGCACCUCAACAUCCCCAAAUUCCAUUCACUCCAUCACUACAUCGACUCUAUUCGAAACCUCGGGACGACGGACAACUACAAUACCGAAAUGUUCGAACGGCUGCACAUCGACUGUGCGAAGAAGGCGUGGCGAGCUUCCAAUCAUCGCGACGCACGCCCUCAGAUGGUCAAGUGGUUGGACCGCCAGGAGAAGAUAUCGAUGUUCGAAACGCUUCGCCAGAGGCUUCGAGAGGACUCUGGCAACACUGACGACUCUGGUCAUCCAUCUGUCAUCCAGCAACCCAUUCAGUCGAUCGCCGACAGACACCACGCUCGCGGGUUCACCAAAGCCCUGAAUCAAUAUAUAUAUUCGCUCAAACUCGGCCGUCGACUUACGCCUAAGGAACUGGACAUGGCAAGUUCAUACCUACCAUUCACCCGUCUCGACCCAGAACGCGACGCUGUCAAGGCCAAACCGGCUUGCGGAACAGACGCAGCAAGGUUCGACACCGUAGUGGUUUUACAAGGCGACGAGGCGGAGGCAACGGGGCUCCAAGGUACGAGAAUUGGGAGGGUGAAGGUGAUCUUCCGCUUACCUCAGAAGAUACGCCAGCAUGGGAUGAUGGCGGAGAUGCAGGCACCGGAGGAAUGGGCUCACGAAGGUCCGUUGGCUUACGUCGAAUGGUUCGCUAAGCUCCCGGCCUCAGCGGACCCCGUACACAUGAUGUACGAUGUCCAGAAGAUGCCGCUGAGAGCAGACGGGACUUCAGCGGGGGAGAUCGUGCCUUUGAGAACGAUCCGUCAGUCUUGUCAAUUGAUUCCGAAGUUUCCAAAGCCUACAUCCAUCGACUUACCUGCACAAGUACCACAAGACUGGAGCUCGGAUACGGUACUUGACAAGGCCAUCUCCCUCCGCCGCCACCAUUUGUCGCCCACCGCCACCGCGCCUCUCUGUGGCUCCGUCUCGACGCUCUGUUACUAUCCCAUCAUCACAUUAUUUAGUGUGUCUAACCCGUUAUCAACGGUAAACCCGGAGUGA